Candidula unifasciata is the source of this 1902-nucleotide messenger RNA. The record is from the annotation of a GenBank genome assembly. Lineage: Eukaryota; Metazoa; Mollusca; Gastropoda; Stylommatophora; Geomitridae.
AUGAACAGGAGAAAGGUUCCCCCCGAGAUGGCAAGCGUCGUGCAUUCAGGAUGGAUGACCAAGUCGCCACCUGAACGACAGCUUCGGUUGCACUUCAAGAUCUUUCAUUCUCAUUGGAAGAAGCGCUACUUUGUCCUGCGCAAGCCAACAGGUAGUCUCCCUGAUCAGUAUGAAUUGCACUACUACAAGGAUCAGCGCUGCACCAACAAGAAGGGCUCCAUAGACCUGGACCAGUGCGAGCAGAUCAUCGAAGCUCUGGACUCGGACGUGUUUCCUUAUCUGCUAGCUAUCAAGACUUCAUACAAACACAAGAUACGCACUUACUACUUAGCCACCGAUACAGAACAAGAUAUGAACACGUGGGUGAAGUGGCUGUGUCAUGUCUGUGGGCUCCGACCUGAGGAUCAACCAACAGACAUUCCUGAUCUGAAGCCUGACCAGACAGCAGGAGCAGGUGCACAAAGAAGUGGCCCGAUGGUGGUCAAUGGGACCACUUGCAGCCCACACCAGCAGGUGAAACUCUCAGAUUCCCCCAUGUCCACAAACCCCAGGGUUUCUGCUGGUCAUCUAGCUCGGACUCACUCACGGGCCUCCACAAGUUCAGAAACUAGCUUAGGCCACUUCUCUCCAGGAAAUCGUCUGACAGGACUUCAGUCUGUGGGCAGGAAAACCAGUGUUGAGAGUACUUCUGAGUCAGUGGCCCCUCCAUUACCUGAGAAAAGGCAUCUGCUGCACAAUAACGGCAUGACAAGUGUAGAUGAUGAUGUGUUUAUACCAAGUGUUUAUGAUCAUCCACCAUCUCGAAGAUCGGUGGAUCAUCCUUCAGUACGGGGAAUAAUGGAGCAUACGUCAAAACAUAAAGAAUCAUCUUCAUUAUAUAAAGUCCCUCCUUAUUUAACUACACGAGACAACAAACUUUCCGUCGGUGAAACAUCAUUGGCUGACGAAUCCACAUCACUUGGUCGCAGCCCUCUCACUAGCCUCAGUUCUUCUCUAGAUUCAUGGACAUCUUGCAGCAUCCACGGUCAAGCAGUUACAUCCACUGAAGGUUUCGACUAUCCAUUCUCCAAUCAUAGCUUGUCUGUAUCCACAGAUAAUGAAAUUCCUCCUGAAAGACCACCAAAACCCCAUCAUCUUCAGUCUCCAUACCAAAAUCUACCUCCCACAGGGAAGACAUCCCUGUUUACUGAUUUAAACACAGUGCUGGCACAUCCUAAAUCAAACCAACCAAAUUCAGGAACUGGAUAUGAUAUUCCUCGUUCUUCUCAAAGAUCAAUGCAGCAUCAUCAUCAAGCAGAGUUGUCCCAUGUACCUUCAGCUGCACUAAGAUCUGGUUCACAGGUCUCAGGAAACUACUCCUCCCAUUUAUAUCUGAAUACCAUGAAUAAGUCCGGGCCUGGGGAGCAUCCAGGGGGAUCACAAGGUGGAAGUGAUGAAGAUUACAGUGUCCAUUCAGAAACAGGUGUUGCUGCACCAGCUGUUCCGCCACCUCGAGCAGGAUAUCCAGGAGAGUCACCAGCUGGAAAUUCCGGGAGUCUCCUACUGUAUCAGUGCCCUCCAUCACCGUCGUCGGCUUCAGCUUCUGCCUCAGGAAAUGCCAGUCGACCUGGUCUUCGUUUACUUUCUCAAGGCCCUUCUGUCAGUUCCCGGGUAGCAAAUGGUCAUUCUGUUGGCCUAAAUCAAGAGGAGGCCAGUACUGGUAUCUUCAGCACCAAAAGGACACGGAGCUUUAAGAGUCCUUACAGUUUGAAGAGCAGUGUUGCGAGACAUAGCCCAAAGGUCAACAGUGUGUCUUUAUCAGCUACGAUUCCUGCGCCAAGGCCCUUGCUGCCCCCUAGACCUAAGGAGAUGUCCACUUCAGAAGAUGAUGAAGAAAUGCGAGUCCAUGAACCAGAAGAAGAG